Misgurnus anguillicaudatus (oriental weatherfish) is the source of this 731-nucleotide messenger RNA. RefSeq names its product S100 calcium binding protein T (gene s100t). Gene Ontology annotation, molecular function: calcium ion binding; calcium-dependent protein binding; transition metal ion binding. The record is from RefSeq and is a predicted model, not a curated record. Gene Ontology annotation, cellular component: cytoplasm. Lineage: Eukaryota; Metazoa; Chordata; Actinopteri; Cypriniformes; Cobitidae.
UGAAUAGAGGGGGGAGGAGGAGGUACGAUGGGAGGUGGACCAGGCAGGUAUAUAAGAUGCUGUCUAUCUCCUUUACUCUUCACCAGCAUUCAUCUUUCCUCAAGGAACUGAAGAACAGCAUCAUCUAACUACAAGAAUGUCCACCCUUAACUCCGAGAACGCCUCCACCCUGGAGAGCGCCAUGCAGCUGAUGAUCCAGACGUUCCAUAAGUAUUCGGGGAAUGAAGGAGACAAAUACACUCUUAGUAAAGCCGAACUCAAGGACAUGCUAACACAGGAACUGGGCAACUACCUUGGGAACGCACAGGAUAAAGACGCAGUGGAGAAAGUUAUGGGUGACCUGGAUUCAAACAAUGAUGGUGAGGUGGACUUCACAGAGUUCAUUAUUCUUGUGGGGGCCCUCACCGUCGCCUGCAACGAUUUCUUCCUCGAGUACCACGAAAAAGAUGGAAAGAAGGAUGUUAAAAAAGCGUAGAGUUACUGAACAAAAGCCAACAUAUAUGUGUGCAUUGAAGGAUGAUGGGGGAAUAAGGGGAGAAUAUACAAUGUGUUGAGUAUGACCUUGCUUACCGAUACAUCCAUCUGCUGACCAAACACUUCUUUACAUGUUCUGUGCAACGUUUUUCACCCCUGAAACAAACUGCAUUACAAAUGAAAGCAUAUGGAAUGAGAUUCAAUUCAAUGACUUUGUUGAUUAUGUGAAUAAUGUUUCUUUCCUUUGUUUUUUAAAA